AUGGGACAAACCCUAACCACCCCAUUGAGCCUUACUUUAGACCACUGGCCUGACGUCUGCGCCCGAGCCGACAACCUGUCAGUCGAUGUUCGAAAGAAGAAAUGGGUGAUAUUUUGUUUGUCCAAGUGGCCUACUGUUGAAUCAGAAUGGCCAAGAGAUGGCACUUUCAAUCUCAAUAUUAUUUCCCAGGUUAAGACAAAAGUGUUCAGCCCAGGACCACAUGGACAUCCGGACCAACGCGCCUACAUUGUUACCUGGGAAAGUUUGGCACGUGACCCGCCCCUAUGGGUCCAGCCCUUUGUCAUCUCUAACAUCUCUAACAAACCCCAACCUUCUCUUACCCCUACAGCCCCUAAGGCUCCCCCUCCCCAGGAGAGCCAACCUUUUGUGCCUCUUCCUCCUGCACCUUUCCCUGCCCCACCCUCUUCUUCCCUAUACCCCACCAUUCUUAAGGAGAAGGUUCCCAAAGAAAAACCUCCGAAACCUACCCCUAUGCCCCCUCCCGUCCUUCCUCCGAACCCUGACUCUCCCCUCACUGACCUUCUAUCAGAAGAACCCCCUCCUUAUGCAGAUCCAGAGGAUCCAGAGAGUCCGGAUGGGCCAGGGACUGCAGCAGCAGGUGGACAGCCUGCACAAGUCUCCCCAGCCCCUUCACCCAUGGCGGGAAGACUCCGGGGAAGGCGCGAACCACCCCCUGAUUCCACUGCUCAUGCCCUACCCUUGAGAGAGGGCCCAAACGGCUGACAGCAAUACUGGCCAUUCUCUGCCUCAGAUCUAUACUAUUGGAAACACCAUAAUCCCCCAUUCUCCAAAGAUCCAAUAACGCUGUCUAACCUGAUUGAGUCUAUUUUAGUCACCCACCAGCCCACUUGGGAUGAUUGCCAGCAACUCUUGGAAACCCUGCUGACCUCGGAGGAAAAGCAAAGAGUCUUUUUGGAGGCUUGGAAAAACGUCCCAGGCGACAACGGGAGCCCAACCCUUUUGCCUAACGAAAUUGACGAGGCCUUCCCUCUGACGCGACCUGACUGGGAUUUCACUACAGCUGCAGGUAGGGGACACCUACGCCUCUAUUGCCAGUUGCUAAUCGUGGGUCUCCGAGGGGCAGCACGCCGCCCCACCAAUUUGGCCCAGGUUAAGCAAGUAAUACAGGGAAAUGAAGAGACGCCCUCAGCCUUCUUAGAAAGGCUCAAGGAUGCUUAUAGGAUGUAUACCCCCUAUGACCCUGAAGAUCCAGGGCAAGCUACAAGUGUAUCCAUGUCUUUCAUCUGGCAGUCUAGUCCGGAUAUUAGAAGCAAAUUGCAGAGGCUUGAGGGUCUCCAGGGAUAUACUAUACAAGACUUACUAAAAGAGGCAGAGAAGAUUUUCAACAAGAGGAGAAACAAGGAAUUAACUAGGGUGUUGGCCACCGUGGUUCAGGGACAGAAUAGAGAGGGAGACAGGCAGGGAGAACGACGUAGGGCCAAGGUGGACAGAGACCAAUGCGCCUAUUUCACCUUCCUGGUAGACACUGGGGCCCAGCAUUCAGUCCUGACUCAGACUUCAGGGCCACUCAGCGAACGAUCUGCUUGGGUCCAAGGAGCCACUGGUGGCAAGAGAUAUCGAUGGACAACUAAUCGGAAGGUUCAGCUGGCUACUGGUAAGGUGAUGCAUUCCUUUCUGCAUGUUCCAGACUGUCCCUAUCCCUUGUUGGGUAGAGACCUCCUCACCAAGCUAAGGGCCCAAAUUCAUUUUGAGGACACAGGGGCUAAGAUAACGGGCCCAGAUGGAGGUCCCCUCCAAAUUUUGACCCUCCAGCUGGAGGAUGAAUAUAGACUUUACGAGCCCCCGGGGCAACAGACAAUUGACAUGGCCCCUUGGCUCAAUGACUUUCCAUUGGCAUGGGCAGAGACUGGGGGAAUGGGGAUGGCUAUACAACAACCUCCACUCAUCAUUCAAUUGAAGGCAACAGCUACUCCUGUUUCAAUCAAGCAGUACCCCAUGUCCCAUGAAGCAUAUCAUGGCAUAAGGCCCCACAUAAAAAGACUGCUGGAUCAGGGCAUUCUCAUUCCCUGCCGGUCACCAUGGAAUACCCCCCUUUUACCAGUAAAGAAACCGGGGACUGGGGACUACCGGCCAGUGCAGGAUUUGAGGGAGGUCAACAAAAGGGUGGAGGACAUACACCCCACGGUCCCCAACCCCUACUACCUAUUGAGCACUCUGCCGCCAUCCCACGUUUGGUAUACCGUAUUAGAUUUAAAGGAUGCUUUCUUUUGCUUGCGGCUGCACCCGGAGAGCCAGUCCCUUUUUGCCUUUGAAUGGAAGGACCCAGAUCUUGGACUUUCGGGUCAAUUGACCUGGACACGGCUUCCCCAGGGGUUCAAGAACAGCCCGACCCUCUUUGAUGAGGCCUUACACCGGGACCUGGCAGACUUUCGGGUUCAGUACCCUGCCCUGACAUUGCUCCAAUACGUAGAUGACCUCCUUCUGGCGGCUGCUUCGGAGAAAGAAUGUCAGGAGGGUACAAAGGCCCUCCUACAGACAUUGGGACAAGCAGGCUAUCGGGCAUCAGCCAGGAAGGCUCAGAUAUGCCAGAAGCAAGUCAUUUACCUAGGUUAUCAAUUGAAAGAUGGACAGAGAUGGCUGACCGAGGCGCACAAACAAACCAUCACUAACAUUCCUGCCCCCCGGAACCCCCGCCAGCUAAGAGAGUUCCUGGGAACAGCGGGAUACUGCCGCCUCUGGAUCCCAGGGUUUGCAGAGCUGGCUGCACCCUUGUAUCCAUUAACUAAACAAGGAACAAUGUUUGAUUGGGGGGAGGACCAAUAG
Molecule: messenger RNA, 2805 nt
Organism: Microtus oregoni (creeping vole)
Lineage: Eukaryota; Metazoa; Chordata; Mammalia; Rodentia; Cricetidae
Exons: 2
Biological process (GO): proteolysis; virion assembly
Molecular function (GO): aspartic-type endopeptidase activity
Source: RefSeq, a predicted model, not a curated record